AGGAAUGGAUUGAGUCUGUCAGAUUCUGACUCCAUAUGUUUCCUUCCUUACCAUACACAAAUCCAAAGACCAUUGGAGAUGUUUCUAUGAGUUCUGGUAGCAUGAGACUAGUUCCAACCAGAGGCCUAGUUGUCUGCAGGUUCUGGUGGUGCUGGCCCAUCCCUUCACGUAUUUUCUUAUGAUCUCUUCUCUGUUACUCCUCUCAGCACACCUUCUCUGUGGCUUCCCUUAAGCAACCCGCCACCAUACCCACCAUUGCCAUCCCCCCUAGUGCUAUCCAUCCACCGACAACUAGUCCUUAAGAACACCACCACUGAUCUCUCUUUCACCAUAGAAUUGCCAUAUAGUUCUCGAUCGCUGCUUCUCUAGUGUUCUUCUCUUGCUUGUGUCACCAUCAUGGGCUGCUUUCUCAGACUCAAAUUCGGACACAAAAGAGACACCAAGAAAAUCGAUGCUGCUGCUGCUGCUGCUUCAAAUGGUACUGGUGAUCUUGACCCGAAAGAGGAAAAAGAUUUUGAUGGUACUAAUGGCUGUGCAAGGAAAUACAGUUGGAGUGAGAUUGAGAGGCUGUCAAUGAAUUUCUCUCAGAUUGUUGGAUCAGGAGGGUUUAGCACAGUAUAUUUGGCGCACUUGCGUGGUUCCAGCAUUGGGGCAAUCAAGAUUCACUGCCCAAGUGACUAUCUUAAUAGAGUCUUCAAGCAAGAACUAGACAUCCUGCUCCAACUUCAACAUGACAACAUUGUCAAGCUUCUAGGAUACUGUGACAAUCAAGACGAAGGUGCUUUGGUAUUUGAGUACGUUUCCAAUGGAACCUUGCAAGACAAACUCCAUGGUGCAGGAAGAGAAAUUAGGGAGUCAUCGAGAAGUACAGUACUUUCAUGGAGAAAGAGAAUGGCAAUAGCUUACCAACUUGCUCAAGCUCUUGAAUAUUUACAUGAAAAAUGUCCUCUCCAAAUUGUACAUGGUGACAUCAAACCUUCAAAUAUUUUACUCGAUGAGCAACUCAAUUGCAAGCUAUGUGAUUUUGGGUUCGCAAAGAUGGGAUUUUCUUCUACAGUAAUGAGUUCCAAUAAUAGGAAGCAAGUGAUGAUGGGUUCUCCGGGUUAUACUGAUCCACACUACCUUAGAACAGGAAUAGCAUCAAAGAAGAAUGAUGUGUACAGCUAUGGAGUCAUCAUUUUGGAACUCGUGACGGGAAUGGAGGCAUUUUGCGAGGAAAGAGGCCAGGGCCAGCUAUUGACAUCAAUGAUUGGACCCAUUUUGAAGAGCAUAAUUGCUAGUGGUGAUGAGUGCAACCCGACGAAGGUGGCAGAAAUGGUGGAUCCAAAAUUGGGAGGAGACUUCGAAGUCAAGGAAGUCAUGGCUAUGAUUUCCCUUGCAGCUCUUUGCCUUGGACAGUCUCCAAGUCUUAGGCCUUCUGCUGCACAAAUCCUGCAUACCAUCAAGGAGAAUGUAGCUUCCAUUUCCCUCCUCUGCACACAGCAAAAGGAUUUGCCAAAUAAAUGCUAGUAGAAACUUUCUGUCAGGAAUUACAGGGAUGAUGUUGAUGGCGUCAAAUUGUAAAUGAAAUGCACGUACAAGUUUUUUUUUUUUUUUUUUUUAAUUUUAAUAUCAUGUCAUUUAUUUGUAACAUGCAUACAAGUCAUUUGUUGAAAAGGAUUGUUGGCUAAGGACUUGUUCAGAUGGCAAUGAAAGUGAGACCUUGGUUCAAGAAGAGUAAAAAAUAAAGGUGUUUUCUUUAUUUUAUUAA
This is a messenger RNA of Populus nigra (black poplar), 1750 nucleotides long. Its product is annotated as probable receptor-like protein kinase At4g10390. Gene Ontology annotation, biological process: protein phosphorylation. NCBI's taxonomy places the organism in Eukaryota, Viridiplantae, Streptophyta, Magnoliopsida, Malpighiales, Salicaceae. The record is from RefSeq and is a predicted model, not a curated record. The coding region runs from base 397 to 1509 and encodes 370 amino acids. The transcript is spliced from 2 exons. Gene Ontology annotation, cellular component: plasma membrane. Gene Ontology annotation, molecular function: protein kinase activity; ATP binding.